UCUGAGACAUCUCUGCCCCCUUUAAUUCACCAAGGGCGUCAUCCGACCGGCCGAGGCGACUGCGCAGGGGACCUUGGACGCUUGCUCCCCUUGGCGACCCCACGCUGCCCGCCGGAGAGGGGACAGCGUCCCGCUCCUCCCGGGAGCCGCCGCGGAGGCGCACACGUCCCACGGCCGGCCUCCACGGGCCGCCGGGGCUGCGGCUCCUGGUCAGGCCACGCCGGACCCUCUCCUCAGCCGCGGGGAGGUCGCUGAGGGUCCCGCGCGCGGGGCGGGGCCCCGGGCCUGUCCCCCUCCCCGCGGCGACGCGCGGGCACCGGGCGGGGCCGCCGUCCCUUCCGGGGAGCGGUGCCCGGCGCCGCGUCUGCCGGGCGGCUCGCCUCCCCGCCCCCCGCCGCUCUGGGUGACGCUUCUCCCAGCACAGCUCGCGGGCAGCCGCAGCGCAGCCACCGCCGGCGCCCCUCCGCGCCGGCCCAGCCCGCGCGGCCCGCCCGCCUCGCCACCACCAUGAGGGCCGAGGGCGACGGCGGCCUGGAGCGCUUCUGCAGCCCGGGCAAGGGCCGGGGGCUGCGCGCUCUGCGGUGCUUCCAGGUGGGGGACCUGCUCUUCUCCUGCCCGGCCUACGCCUACGUGCUCACGGUCAACGAGAGGGGCAACCACUGCGAGUACUGCUUCGCCAGGAAAGAAGGAUUGUCCAAAUGUGGAAGAUGCAAGCAGGCAUUUUACUGCAAUGUGGAGUGUCAGAAAGAAGAUUGGCCCAUGCAUAAGCUGGAAUGUUCUCCCAUGGUUGUUUUUGGGGAAAACUGGAAUCCCUCAGAGACUGUAAGGCUAACAGCAAGGAUUCUUGCCAAACAGAAAAUCCACCCCGAGAGAACACCUUCAGAGAAACUCUUAGCCGUGAAGGAGUUUGAAUCACAUCUGGAUAAAUUAGACAAUGAGAAGAAAGAUCUGAUUCAGGGUGACAUUGCUGCUCUCCACCACUUCUACUCCAAGCACCUGGAAUUCCCAGACACCGAUGGCCUGGUUGUGCUGUUCGCACAGGUUAACUGUAAUGGCUUCACAAUUGAGGACGAAGAACUUUCUCAUUUGGGGUCUGCAAUAUUUCCUGAUGUUGCAUUGAUGAAUCACAGUUGUUGCCCCAAUGUCAUUGUGACCUACAAGGGGACCCUGGCUGAAGUAAGAGCUGUACAGGAAAUCCACCCGGGAGAGGAGGUUUUUACCAGCUACAUCGACCUCCUGUACCCAACAGAGGAUAGGAAUGACCGGUUACGAGAUUCCUACUUCUUUACCUGUGAGUGCCAGGAGUGCACCACCAAAGACAAGGAUAAGGCGAAGGUGGAAAUCCGGAAGCUCAGCGACCCUCCAAAGGCAGAGGCCAUCCACGACAUGGUCAGAUACGCACGCAAUGUGAUCGAGGAGUUCCGCAGGGCCAAGCACUACAAAUCCCCUAGUGAGCUGCUGGAGAUCUGCGAACUCAGCCAGGAGAAGAUGAGCUCCGUGUUUGAAGACAGCAACGUGUACAUGCUGCACAUGAUGUACCAGGCCAUGGGCGUCUGCUUGUACAUGCAAGACUGGGAAGGAGCCCUGAGAUACGGGCAGAAAAUCAUUAAGCCUUACAGUAAACACUACCCUUCGUACUCGCUCAACGUGGCCUCCAUGUGGUUGAAGCUGGGAAGACUUUACAUGGGUCUGGAGAACAAAGCUGCCGGAGAGAAAGCGCUGGGAAAGGCAUAACACUGCACUGAAUGUGUAUCCAUAAUUUAUUCAGCCGUUUUCCUAUUUAUGGGCAUGUGGUUUUUCCAGUUUACUAUUAUAAACAAUGCUGCAGUGAACAAUCUCAGGCAUUUAACUUUGCUGACAUGUGGCAGCACUCUGUGGGAUAGAUUCCUAGAAGUGGAAUUUCAGGAUCAAGUAGUGGAAACAUUCUCAUUUGAACAAAUAUGGCCUCUUUUCCUUUUUAAAAAGCUGCAUUAGGUGCCAAAAGGGUAUAAUAACAUUUGUAAUAUUUGUUUUCCUGUGCCCUUAUAACACUGUAUGAUUUAAAAAUUAUUUUGCCUAUCUACUGUGUGAGACACUGUUUUAUAUGCAAUUGUUAAUGAAAUUGGGCACUCUUUCAUACACUUAAGAAUUAUUGUGUUUCCUCUGUGAGUUGAUAUUCAUGGCCAUUGCCUAUUGUGCUAUUCAUGCCUCACAUAAUAAUUUAUAAGAGUUCAGUGUAUAUUGGAAUAUUGGUUUUGUCAUGUACAGAAAAUAUUUUUCCCCUGGCUGUCCAUUAACUUUUUUUCAUGACACCUGCUGUGCAAAAGCAGAUUGUUUUCAUCUUUGAAAACAAAUUUUUUUUUUAAUCCUAUUUUUUAUUUAACUCACUGAUGGGUGUGGAAUUUUCAUUUAAUAGAGAUCUAAUUUUAUUUUUCAAUUUUCACACAUACAUGGUCAAUUAAUAUGUGAGAAAAUAAUCAUGAAUGUACAAUGGGGAAAAGACAGCCUCUUCAAUAACUGGAGUUGGGAAAACUGGACAGCUACAUGCCAGAGAAUGAAACUGGAUCACUGUCUAAUUCCAUACACAAAAGUAAACUCGAAAUAGAUCAAAGAUCUGAAUGUAAGACAUGAAAGGAUAAAACUCUUAGAAGAAAACAUAGGCAAAAAUCUGUAAGUGUGAACAAUGUUUUCCUAGAUACAGCUCCUUGAGCAAGGGAAACAAAAUAGAAAAUGAACAAGUGGGACUACAUCAAACUAAAAAUCUUCUAUACAGCAAAGGACACCAACAGCAGAACAAAAAGCUACCCUACAGUAUGGGAGAACAUAUUUGUAAACGAUUUAUCCGAUAAGGGGUAAACAUCCAAAAUAUAUAAAGAGCUUAUAUGCCCCAACACCAAAAAUAAAUAAAUAACCCGAUUAAAAAAUGGGCAAAGGACCUGAACAGACAUUUCUUCAAAGAAGAAAUAUGGAUGGCCAACAGUCACAUGAAAAGAUUCUCCACAUCACUAAUCAUCAGGAAAAUCAAAACCACAAUGAGGUAUCACCUCACACCAGUUAGAAUGGCCACUAUCCAAAAGACAAGAAAUAACAAGUGUUGGUGAGAAUGUGGAGAAAUGGGAACCCUCCUACACUGUUGGUGGGAAUGUCAACUGGUACAACUUCUGUGGGCAACUGUGGAGAUUCCUCAAAAAUAGAAAUACCAUUUGACCCAGUAAUUCCACUUCUAGGAAUUUACCCAAAGAAAACAAAAUCCCUGAUUUGAAAAGUUACAUGCACCCCUAUGUUUAUUGCUGCAUUACUUACAGUAGCCAAGAUAUGAAAGCAACCAAAGUGUCCAUCAGUAGAUGAAUGGAUAAAGAAGAUGUGGUACAUAUACACAAUGGAAUAUUAUUCAGCCAUAAAAAAAGAAAUCCUGCCAUUUGCAACAGUGUGAAUGGAUCUAGAGGGUGUUAUGUUCAAUGAAAUAAGCCAGGUAGAGAAAGACAAAUACCAUAUGAUUUCAGUUAUUUGUGAAUACAAAAAUAAAGCCAAACAGAAAGAACAGAACGGCAGCAGACUCAUAGACACUGAGAAGUGACUAGUGGUUACCAUGGGGGGAAUUGGGGGGGAGGAGGGGGAUAAAAGGGCACAAAAAUUCUCCAUCAUGAUACAAGUUGGUCACAGGGACUGUAGUACAGCAUGGAGAAUGUAGUCAAUGAUGCUGUGACAUCUGUGUUGACAGACAGUAGCCACAGUAGUUGGGGUGAGGAUUUAAUAAUAUGAGUAACUGCUAAACUGCUGUACUGAAUAUUUGAAAACAAUGGAAGAUUGUAUAUCAGUGAUACUUAGAUUUUUAAAAAUUUAAUUUUCAAAAUUGCUAGCCACUUCAUCUUACUACACUGAUGGACAGUGACUGCAUUGGGGUGUGGGUGGGGACUUGAUAAUAUGGGUAAAUGUAGUAACCACAUUGUUUUUUCAUGUGAAACCAUAAGAGUGUAUAUCAAUAAUACCUUAAUAAAAAAAUUUU
This is a messenger RNA of Manis pentadactyla (Chinese pangolin), 3985 nucleotides long. It is a transcript of the gene SMYD2, whose product is annotated as SET and MYND domain containing 2. NCBI's taxonomy places the organism in Eukaryota, Metazoa, Chordata, Mammalia, Pholidota, Manidae. The transcript has 12 exons. Bases 508 to 1734 code for a protein of 408 amino acids. Gene Ontology annotation, molecular function: protein binding; protein-lysine N-methyltransferase activity; histone methyltransferase activity. Gene Ontology annotation, cellular component: nucleus. The record is from RefSeq and is a predicted model, not a curated record.